Molecule: messenger RNA, 555 nt
Organism: Fusarium venenatum
Lineage: Eukaryota; Fungi; Ascomycota; Sordariomycetes; Hypocreales; Nectriaceae
Source: RefSeq, a predicted model, not a curated record
AUGUUGGGCAAAGGCCAAGACAUCGGUAUAGGCCCCAAAAGUUCUCUACCCUUACAUGUAAAUUUACAGCAGCUGCGAGAUGAGCCUGAUGUCCAUCAAUCGAAUAGAUUUAAGGGUUCAGAUAAGUCUGCUUUGGCGGAACUCAUUCGUCUUCAGACUGACGCUAUAUCUGCACUCGAGAGAUCUACGAAAUUGCUGGAGACGUAUAUCAUGCUUUUGCAAAACCACACAAAGGAGAACGAAACUUAUCCAAGCACCUCAACCCGACAAGAGGCUAUGCACGACAACGACCUCAGAUCUGCAGAUGCUGUUCAGGCCAAUGUGGUAGCGAGUAUGAGCACCGAUUCGGCUAAUCAUGCCCGCAAGAAUGUUUUCGCUGUAAAUACAUGUAAUCUAGAGAAUAUCACGUCUGGUAAAGACAGCCGGCAGACAAUAAUUCUCGAGGGUGGUGGUUCGAUGAGGGCUAGGAAUAUCGCGGCGGGUGAUGGGUCGGUGCAGCUCAUUGGUCAGAUCUCUGGUGCUGCGUUGCAAAAGAUUGUACAGAGUUGGAAUUGA